UUUAGACCCGGCGAGACUCUGGACGAGUUCAGUGUGAAACCACCAUCCUCUAGAAUCACUUUCUUCGCGCAGGACGCGCUUUCCGCGUGGAAGCUCUCGUCGCGUUGUGUUCCAACCGGCGGGGAAGCUCGUCGUGCGGUUUGGAAGGACGUUUUCGUCCUCUUGGUCCUCCGUCCUGGUGUUUAAAAAUUUUACAUCUCGCGAAGAAAACUAGAAAGCGAGGGGAGAAAAAGAUUAUCGUCAUCACGAUGGCGUACAGCUGGGAUAAUCGUGUUAAUUUCAUAGUGAAAUUUCUGUACGAUAUCGAUAACAACGGAUACUUGGACAAGCACGAUUUCGAGUGCAUGGCUCUAAGAAUGACUCUAAUCGAAGGCAAGGGCGAGUUCAACUACAGCCGGUACCAAGAAAAUCUUCACAUCAUGCUGUCUUUGUGGGAAGAAAUAGCCGAUUUGGCAGAUUUUGAUAAGGACGGUGUAGUAACAAUAGAAGAAUUCAAAAGGGCUGUGCAAAAUAGCUGUGUUGGUCGUUCUUAUAACGAUUUUCCUCAAGCUAUGAAGAUGUUCAUCGAUAGCCACUUCAAAAUACUUGACAUGAACGAGGACGGCGUAAUUUGUGCCGAAGAAUUUCGAUACGAUUGUGUUUCAAGGAUUGCUGUGGAUAAUGUAGAUAUCCUUGAUAAAGCUUAUCAAAGUCUUUUGAAUGAUGACGAUAGAAGACGAGGUGGAUUGACCUUAUCGCGUUAUCAGGAAUUAUAUGCACAAUUUCUCGGUAACCCUGACGACAACUGUCCAGCAAUCUACCUCUUUGGACCAAUAGAACUAGAAUCAUAACUGAAAUAUUCGCCAUUUCGAAGCACCAUGAAUCUUUAUUGUAUGUACAAAGAGAUGCACACACACAAAAUGUAUUUAACUUAAUCUGUACGAAUUCUCGUAAAAAUUAUUAUAAUAAAUCUGAUAUUUUAUUGUAAACGAAA
This is a messenger RNA of Vollenhovia emeryi, 973 nucleotides long. It is a transcript of the gene Scp1, whose product is annotated as sarcoplasmic calcium-binding protein 1. The transcript has 5 exons. Gene Ontology annotation, molecular function: calcium ion binding. Bases 249 to 830 code for a protein of 193 amino acids. The record is from RefSeq and is a predicted model, not a curated record. NCBI's taxonomy places the organism in Eukaryota, Metazoa, Arthropoda, Insecta, Hymenoptera, Formicidae.